This is a messenger RNA of Sabethes cyaneus, 2137 nucleotides long. Its product is annotated as arginine/serine-rich coiled-coil protein 2-like. The transcript has 3 exons. The record is from RefSeq and is a predicted model, not a curated record. Lineage: Eukaryota; Metazoa; Arthropoda; Insecta; Diptera; Culicidae. Bases 317 to 1870 code for a protein of 517 amino acids.
UCACGCUGGGAGUCGUUUGUCAUGUUUUGUCGAAACAGUUUCCUUCUAGUUAUGUUUGUUGAAAACGAGCUCGUUUCAGCAAACAAUGACACGUUAAGGAAAUCUGCAUCUUCUCCAAUGCCCUUUAAUCAGACUUAUCUCGUCCGCUUGUCAAAUACCUAGAAUAAUCUGAUACUUGUUAUGUUGUUCAAAGAAUCCCUUUUUAUUAUGAUAAUGAUUCAAACCCAGUGAAAAUGUGUGUUAACGAAAAGAGUCCAGCGCCGUGCCAGAUUGCAGCACAGGAGCAAUGAACGCCCUUUCUGAAGUAUUCUGACCAAUGCUCUCGAUGGACGCAGAAGGAACAACACAAAUGGAAAAGAAACGUUCGCGUUCUUCAUCUUCUUCGUCGGGAAGCGGUUCUUCAUCCUCUUCAACGUCGUCCUCGUCAUCGUCUGGGUCUGAUUCAAGUAGUGAUAGCGAGAGCAGCAGUAGCUCCAGCAGCAGCAGUAGCAGUGCUAAUAGGCGAAAAGAUAGCAAAAGUCGAAUGAAAUCAAAGAAGACAUCUAAAGUUGAAAGCACUUCUUCACGUACUGCAACACAGAAAACAGCUAUCGAAAUACCUACUUCAAAACAUGGCACUGGAAGCAGCAGCAGUGGAAAAGUCGCUAAAUUGGCUUCACCUUCACCUUCUGAUCGUCGUGCUUCUCCAGUGAGCAAGAAACGCGAAACAAAAGUAGAGAUCCCUGUUAAAUCUAGUCGAGAUGAUCGCCGAAAAAUUACCACAGAUCGCAGCGAAAAGCAGCGACGCGAUCGAAGCAGCUCUCGUGAUCGUCAUGAAGAAAGCAAACGGUACGGUGACAAAGGAAAAGAACGACGAGAUCGAGACUGGCGUGAUAAGGAUAAGGACCGUGAUUCAUUGACUAAACAUAGUAGUCGUCAUCAUCAGGAUGAUCACCGGGACAGGGAUCGAAGGGGGGAUAGGCAUGCUAGCCGUAACAGCAGCAGCUAUAAAGAUGACAAACACGAUCGUCGUGACAAAGGUGAUGACCGUCAUGACCGGAAGGAUCGUGAACGUAGCCGAGAUCGCAAAGAAAAACGAGAUUAUGAAAAGGACCGUCGUAGUAGAAGAUCAUCUUCAAGGGACAGGAAACGCAAGUCCAGUGCCGAAAGAGGUAAACGAAGGUCUCGUUCAAAGAGCAAGUCACCUAUGAAAGUUGCUCCUGCUAAAAUACCACCUCUAAUGAGCAUACCGUCGACUUCCACACUAACUGCGCCAAUGUCAACUGUAAAAGCAGCACCACCGACAACCUACAUACCACCCCUAAUGGGUAUUAACGUGGCUCCCGUUGAUUUACCAACAAGAUCGAGCACCAGUGGGGAACUAGCAAUUGACGCCGUGAGCGCCAUGUCCCGCAGCUCGCUGAUUCGAAGCAAUGUAAAAGCGGCCCAGCUGGACAAAAUGGGCAUCGAUGUACUGCAACAGUCCAAAAAAGCUGCUGAGUCUGUACCGUUGCCUUCUUACUACAACCCCGGUGUCGUAAAUCCGGUCCGUUAUGCCGAUCAAGUGCAAAAACGAAAAUUACUCUGGAGCCAUAAAACGCCUGAAAGCAAGGAUGUUACCACAAACAUUAGCAAGUGGGAGCAAGCUAAAUUUUCCCAAGACAAGGACGGUAAAAUGGCAUCCAAGUUUUUACGCCUUAUGGGGGUGAAGGAUGGUCAGAAGGUAGCAACAGGGUCAUCUUCCAAGCCUGGCAGUAGUUCGGGGGAUAGUAUCAACAAACAAGAAGAACUUUUCUCAACAAUGGAACAGCAGUACGAGGUUGCACGGCAAGUGACUCACACGAUGCGGGGCGUCGGUCUCGGCUUCAGCUCUCAACCACGUACCUUCUAGAACAUACAAGCAAGAUGAGUGUGCGAUCACUAAAAAUUGAAAAUAUUUUAUCCUCCCACCCUUGGAGUCGUUUGCCAAAUAUGCUUACGGAAUAAAUUGUGUAAUGCUUCGCUUUGGGGCAGUGUUUUAUCUCUUUCAGGUCGGAUGUUAGCGAUCAAAUUGACGCAUGAAACUUGGUAAUGGUGGCGAGCGAAUUUAAUUGCGAUGUAAAAUGAAAUAUUGUGCACUGUGCACCGAUAAUGAUUAUGAUAAUUCAAUAAAUUUAAG